AUGAGUGGAGAAAACUCGACUCUGCUGGACAGCUUGUUCUUCGGCCCGAUGUGCGAUGGCUGGACCAACAACACAGAGGGAGCCAUCUACCAUUUGGGCAACAGCAUCCUGUUCCUGGGCUACAUGGGAGGUAGCGGGACGUAUGGUUGCCUCUUUAUCUUUGGCUUUCUCACGCCAUCCUUUGUGUGCCUGACCUUAUGGGGAUGGCUAACGAUGUGUGGCCUGGAUGUCUUCACCUGGAACGUUCUUCUGCUGAGUGCCUGCUUGAUUCAGAUCUGCCACCUGCUUUACCGGCUGCACCAGGAGGGCCUGCCCAAAGGGGAGCUGUCCGCCCUCUAUCAGGCCGUGUACCUGCCGUUGGGCGUACCUGUCCAGGUGUUCAAGGAGAUUGCAAGAGCCUUUGAGAACAAGGUGGUGGAGUUGAAGGCAGGGCAGACAUACGCUGUGGAGGGCAAGACGCCCAUCGACCAGCUCUCCUUUAUGCUGUCUGGGAGGAUCAAUGUAUCUUUAGAGGGCCAGUUCCUGCAUUACAUCUACCGCCACCAGUUCCUCGAUUCUCCAGAGUGGGAGUCUCUCAGGCCAAAUGAGGAAGGAAAGUUUCAGGUGACCUUGACAGCAGAGGAAGACUGCCGCUACAUCUCAUGGCGUCGCCGCCGCCUCUACAUGUUGAUAUCAAAGGAGCGCUACAUCGCCCGUCUGUUUUCUGUCAUGUUGGGCUAUGACAUCGCUGAGAAGCUCUACAAUCUCAACAACAAGCUCUUCAUCAAGAGUGGCAUGCUCUUGGACAUCCGCCUGCCCAGCCUUUACCAUGUGCUGGUCCCCUCUUCUCACGGCAGUGAGGGCGGCAGCGGCAGUGAUGGUGGUGCAGCAAAGGAACCACAAACUCAACAAGAGGUCGAAGACCAAACUCCAGCCCACCAGAAGUCUGAUCCAGAUCUGUCUCAACCCUUCCAACCACAAUUGCAAGGACCAAUGAAGACCACCCUGAAUGAACCCCAGGCCCCCCUGCAUGACCGCUAUCACCAUCCAUGGGCGUCAGACCCGGACCUGCCCUCUGGUGAGGACUCCACUAGCCUGGUCCUGGAGGACUUUGCUGAUGUGGCAGGCUCCUUAAUGGAUUAUGGCAGUGAAUAUUUGAGGUAGAGGGGCAGGGUA
Messenger RNA from Scomber japonicus (chub mackerel), 1155 nucleotides. RefSeq names its product popeye domain containing 2 (gene popdc2). Gene Ontology annotation, cellular component: sarcolemma. Bases 1 to 1143 code for a protein of 380 amino acids. Gene Ontology annotation, molecular function: cAMP binding. The record is from RefSeq and is a predicted model, not a curated record. NCBI's taxonomy places the organism in Eukaryota, Metazoa, Chordata, Actinopteri, Scombriformes, Scombridae. The transcript is spliced from 3 exons.